Molecule: messenger RNA, 2916 nt
Organism: Pongo pygmaeus (Bornean orangutan)
Lineage: Eukaryota; Metazoa; Chordata; Mammalia; Primates; Hominidae
Gene: CFB
Product: complement factor B
Exons: 18
Coding region: 568-2862 (764 amino acids)
Biological process (GO): complement activation; proteolysis; response to bacterium
Cellular component (GO): extracellular region; extracellular exosome
Molecular function (GO): serine-type endopeptidase activity
Source: RefSeq, a predicted model, not a curated record
AAAUCAAUGGUUUCCACAUCUGUCUGUGCCUCUAUCUGGAGGCCAGGUAGGGCUGGCCUUGGGGGAGGGGGAGGCCAGAAUGACUCCAAGAGCUACAGGAAGGCAGGUCAGAGACCCCACUGGACAAACAGUGGCUGGACUCUGCACCAUAACACACAAUCAACGGGGGAGUGAGCUGGAUCCUUAUUUCUGGUCCCUAAGUGGGUGGUCUGGGCUUGCUGGGGAGGAGCUGAGGCCGGAGAGGAGGUACUGAAGGGGAGAGUCCUGGACCUUGGGCAGCAAAGGGUGGGACUUCUGCAGUUUCUGUUUCCUUGACUGGCAGCUCAGCGGGGCCCUCCCGCUUGGAUGUUCCGGGAAAGUGAUGUGGGUAGGACAGGCGGGGCGAGCCGCAGGUGCCAGAACACAGAUUGCAUAAAAGGCUGGGGGCUGGUGGGGAGCAGGGGAAGGGAAUGUGACCAGGUCUAGGUCUGGAGUUUCAGCUUGGACACUGAGCCAAGCAGACAAGCAAAGCAAGCCAGGACACGCCAUCCUGCCCCAGGCCCAGCUUCUCUCCUGCCUUCCAACGCCAUGGGGAGCAAUCUCAGCCCCCAACUCUGCCUAAUGCCCUUCAUCUUGGGCCUCUUGUCUGGAGGUGUGACCACGACUCCAUUGUCUUUGGCUCGGUCCCAGGGAUCCUGCUCUCUGGAGGGGAUAGAGAUCAAAGGUGGCUCCUUCCGACUUCUCCAAGACGGCCAGGCACUGGAGUACGUGUGUCCUUCUGGCUUCUACCCGUACCCUGUGCAGACACGUACCUGCAGAUCUACGGGGUCCUGGAGCACCCUGCAGACUCAAGACCAAAAGACUGUCAAGAAGGCAGAGUGCAGAGCAAUCCGCUGUCCAAGACCACACGACUUCGAGAACGGGGAAUACUGGCCCCGGUCUCCCUACUACAAUGUGAGUGAUGAGAUCUCUUUCCACUGCUAUGAUGGUUACACUCUCCGGGGCUCUGCCAAUCGCACCUGCCAAGUGAAUGGCCGGUGGAGUGGGCAGACAGCGAUCUGUGACAACGGAGCGGGGUACUGCUCCAACCCGGGCAUCCCCAUUGGCACAAGGAAGGUGGGCAGCCAGUACCGCCUUGAAGACAGCGUCACCUACCACUGCAGCCGGGGGCUUACCCUGCGUGGCUCCCAGCGGCGAACGUGUCAGGAAGGUGGCUCUUGGAGCGGGACGGAGCCUUCCUGCCAAGACUCCUUCAUGUACGACACCCCUCAAGAGGUGGCCGAAGCUUUCCUGUCUUCCCUGACAGAGACCAUAGAAGGAGUCGAUGCUGAGGAUGGGCACAGCCCAGGGGAACAACAGAAGCGGAAGAUCGUCCUGGACCCUUCAGGCUCCAUGAACAUCUACCUGGUGCUAGAUGGAUCAGACAGCAUUGGGGCCGGCAACUUCACAGGAGCCAAAAAGUGUCUAGUCAACUUAAUUGAGAAGGUGGCAAGUUAUGGUGUGAAGCCAAGAUAUGGUCUAGUGACAUAUGCCACAUACCCCAAAAUUUGGGUCAAAGUGUCUGAACCAGACAGCAGUAAUGCAGACUGGGUCACGAAGCAGCUCAAUGAAAUCAAUUAUGAAGACCACAAGUUGAAGUCAGGGACUAACACCAAGAAGGCCCUCCAGGCAGUGUACAGCAUGAUGAGCUGGCCAGAUGACAUCCCUCCUGAAGGCUGGAACCGCACCCGCCAUGUCAUCAUCCUCAUGACCGAUGGAUUGCACAACAUGGGCGGGGACCCCAUUACUGUCAUUGAUGAGAUUCGGGACUUGCUAUACAUUGGCAAGGAUCGCAAAAACCCAAGGGAGGAUUAUCUGGAUGUCUAUGUGUUUGGGGUCGGGCCUUUGGUGAACCAAGUGAACAUCAAUGCUUUGGCUUCCAAGAAAGACAAUGAGCAACAUGUGUUCAAAGUCAAGGAUAUGGAAAACCUGGAAGAUGUUUUCUUCCAAAUGAUUGAUGAAAGCCAGUCUCUGAGUCUCUGUGGCAUGGUUUGGGAACACAGGAAGGGUACCGACUACCACAAGCAACCAUGGCAGGCCAAGAUCUCAGUCACUCGCCCUUCAAAGGGACACGAGAGCUGUAUGGGGGCUGUGGUGUCUGAGUACUUUGUGCUGACAGCAGCACACUGUUUCACUGUGGACGACAAAGAACACUCGAUCAAGGUCAGCGUGGGAGGGAAGAAGCAGGACCUGGAGAUAGAAGAAGUCCUAUUUCACCCCAACUACAACAUUAAUGGGAAAAAAGAAGCAGGAAUUCCUGAAUUUUAUGACUAUGACGUUGCCCUGAUCAAGCUCAAGAAUAAGCUGAAUUAUCACCAGACUAUCAGGCCCAUUUGUCUCCCCUGCACCGAGGGAACAACUCGAGCUUUGAGGCUUCCUCCAACUACCACUUGCCAGCAACAGAAGGAAGAGCUGCUCCCUGCACAGGAUAUCAAAGCUCUGUUUGUGUCUGAGGAGGAGAAGAAGCUGACUCGGAAGGAGGUCUACAUCAAGAAUGGGGAUAAGAAAGGCAGCUGUGAGAGAGAUGCUCAAUAUGCCCCAGGCUAUGACAAAGUCAAGGACAUCUCGGAGGUGGUCACCCCUCGGUUCCUUUGUACUGGAGGAGUGAGUCCCUAUGCUGACCCCAAUACUUGCAGAGGUGAUUCUGGCGGCCCCUUGAUAGUUCACAAGAGAAGUCGUUUCAUUCAAGUUGGUGUAAUCAGCUGGGGAGUAGUGGAUGUCUGCAAAAACCAGAAGCGGCAAAAGCAGGUACCUGCUCACGCCCGAGACUUUCACAUCAACCUCUUCCAAGUGCUGCCCUGGCUGAAGCAGAAACUCCAAGAUGAGGAUUUGGGUUUUCUAUAAGGGGUUUCCUGCUGGACAGGGGCGUGGGAUUGAAUUAAAAUAGCUGCGACAACA